AUGGCUGGCGAUUCUAGGAAUGCCAUGAACCAGGAUAUGGAGAUUGGGGUCACUCCCAGGGACCCUAAGAAGGUUCCCAAGCAGGCCCGCGAUUAUAUCCCCAUUGCCACCGACCGCACGCGCCUGCUGGCAGAGGGCAAGAAGCCCCGGCAGCGCUACAUGGAGAAGAGUGGCAAGUGCAACGUCCACCACGGCAACGUCCAGGAGACCUACCGCUACCUGAGCGACCUCUUCACCACCCUGGUGGACCUCAAGUGGCGCUUCAACCUGCUCGUCUUCACCAUGGUCUACACCGUCACCUGGCUGUUCUUCGGGUUCAUCUGGUGGCUCAUUGCUUACAUCCGGGGUGACCUGGACCACAUCGGGGACCGGGAGUGGAUCCCCUGUGUCGAAAACCUCAGUGGCUUCGUGUCUGCCUUCCUGUUCUCCAUUGAGACCGAGACCACCAUCGGGUAUGGCUUCCGGGUGAUCACGGAGAAGUGUCCGGAGGGCAUCGUCCUCCUCCUGCUCCAGGCCAUCCUCGGCUCCAUCGUCAACGCCUUCAUGGUGGGGUGCAUGUUCGUCAAGAUCAGCCAGCCCAAGAAGAGAGCUGAGACCCUCAUGUUCUCCAGCAACGCCGUCAUCUCCCUGCGGGACGAGAAGCUCUGCCUCAUGUUCCGGGUGGGCGACCUCCGCAACUCGCACAUCGUGGAGGCCUCCAUCCGCGCCAAGCUCAUCAAGUCCCGGCAGACCAAGGAGGGGGAGUUCAUCCCGCUGAAUCAGACCGACAUCAACGUGGGCUUCGACACGGGGGACGACCGCCUCUUCCUGGUGUCCCCGCUCACCAUCUCUCACGAGAUCAACGAGAAGAGCCCUUUCUGGGAGAUGUCGCGGGCCCAGCUGAAUCAGGAGGAGUUUGAAAUCGUGGUCAUCCUGGAAGGGAUGGUGGAGGCAACAGGCAUGACUUGCCAAGCACGGAGCUCCUACAUGGAUACGGAGGUGCUCUGGGGCCACCGAUUCACUCCAGUCCUCACCUUGGAAAAGGGCUUCUAUGAGGUAGACUACAACACCUUCCACGACACCUAUGAAACAAACACGCCCAGCUGCUGUGCCAGGGAGCUGGCAGAAAUGAAGCGGGAAGGCCGGCUCCUGCAGUACCUCCCCAGUCCCCCACUGCCAGGAGGCUGUGCUGGAGCAGAGCUGGACGCAGAGGCUGAGCAGGAUGCAGAGGAAGAGCCUGAGGGUCCGAGUGGGCCCCGGGAGACCAGGGUCUCGGUGUGA
Kogia breviceps (pygmy sperm whale) is the source of this 1260-nucleotide messenger RNA. RefSeq names its product potassium inwardly rectifying channel subfamily J member 5 (gene KCNJ5). The record is from RefSeq and is a predicted model, not a curated record. Bases 1 to 1260 code for a protein of 419 amino acids. Lineage: Eukaryota; Metazoa; Chordata; Mammalia; Artiodactyla; Physeteridae. The transcript is spliced from 2 exons. Gene Ontology annotation, biological process: potassium ion import across plasma membrane; regulation of monoatomic ion transmembrane transport. Gene Ontology annotation, molecular function: G-protein activated inward rectifier potassium channel activity. Gene Ontology annotation, cellular component: plasma membrane.